This is a messenger RNA of Fragaria vesca subsp. vesca, 2773 nucleotides long. Its product is annotated as protein phosphatase 2C 16-like. The transcript has 4 exons. The coding region runs from base 849 to 2507 and encodes 552 amino acids. Gene Ontology annotation, biological process: protein dephosphorylation. Gene Ontology annotation, molecular function: cation binding; protein serine/threonine phosphatase activity. Lineage: Eukaryota; Viridiplantae; Streptophyta; Magnoliopsida; Rosales; Rosaceae. The record is from RefSeq and is a predicted model, not a curated record.
CUCCCAAAUAACCCAAAAGAAACACAACAGCUUUAGGGGAAGAGGAGAAGACUCUCUUCACUGACCACUAACUGAGGUUAGUCAUGUUCUGUUUCAUCUGGUAAGAUUAACCCCAUUUUAAGGUUCUUGUCUGAUUUUGAUCAAGAUUAUGUUUUUAUAGCAUGCCCAGAUGGUGAUCUGUGUUUUGAUUUAGUCAACUUUGUGAUGAUUGUUGGUGAUUUGGGGUUGACAACUGUGUUUCUUGGGAGGAGGAGGAGAAGGAGAAGAAGAAGAAAUGUAAAAGAGUGAUCCUUUUAAGAUUAGAUUGAGAUGGAUUGCCUUUAGAUCCAGGAAAACCCAAGUUUUGUGUGAGAGAAAGCUUCCACCUUUUCUGGGGUUUUCUUGUGAUUUGAUUAGUGUUGCUUUCCUAGGUUCUUUCUCAUGAACCCUUUGCUUUCUCAUCUUGGAUGUAUAGAUAGGGUUUGGAUUGGAGUCAUUUUCAGAAGCUUAUGUGUAUAUUUGAGGGUUGGUGGUGAGGAUAGGAUUUUAAUCCAUGUGGCUGAGUCUUUGCCAGAGGGAAAAGUGUUUGCUAAGCUUUAUAAGGAACUUGAUUCACCUGUGAAGUCUUCAAAUUCGGGUCAUUCGGAGGUUAGAAUCGUUGUUGUUUGUCAGAUCUGAUAACCCUUUUCGUUCUACUCGUGAUAAGCGAAAAGUCCAUCAUUUGUUUGGUCAAAGUGGUGUAGAACUGUAUUUAUAUCACUAUAAUUGUGAGAGAAUCAGGGAAUCCUGCAAAGAGAGGGUUUGUUUUCUAAACUUAAUAAGAAUUGUUAAUUCACCGAGGGGGGUUCAGAGUGACCGUCAGAAAUUGUAUGAAGACUAGGAAAUUAAUGGAGGACAUGUCUCCAGCAGUUGCGGUGACAGUUAGUUUAGGUAAUACUGUGUGUGACAAUUCUGCAAUUGCAACCAAUGUGGAGUUUGCAUGGCUAAAGCUAGUAACAGACCCGGGAAAUCUUUCAUCAGAUACCACUAAGGUGGUGCCUUUAGAAUUGAUUUCAAAUGGACGUGGCAAUGAUACUAGGAAUGAAAUUAGUGUGGUAACCAUCCCAUCACAAGAAGAUAACACUGGAGGAGCUGAUUUGUUGAAGUUGCUGCCAAAGAACGGAAACAGUUUGGUUAUUAAGGAUUCCGUGGUUAAAGAAAGUGAGGAAGAAAUCUUAUCCUUUCAAUAUGAUACUAAUGGAAUCAUUAGUGAGCAGUUGCUAACGUUAGAGGUGGGGUCUGGGAUAAGCUUGACAGAUGUUGUGGAGAUAGGAAAUUCUGGCGAGGGUCAGAUUGUUGCAAAAGCUAUUGUCUUGGUAGAAUCUACUAUAGGGCAAGUGCCUUCUGGUGAAGUUAUUGUGGCAGCAGUAACUCCAGUUUCUGAGUUGCCUGGUGAUACUGACUUAGCAGAAUCUACAGCAGUGGUUUUGCAGCCGAAAGGGGAGAAGAAUGUUAGUAAAGCAGCCAUCCGAAGUGUUUUUGAGCUGGACUGUAUUCCUCUUUGGGGUUCCAUUUCAAUCUGUGGAAGAAGACCAGAAAUGGAAGAUGCAAGUGCUGCUGUACCUAGGUUCAUUAAUAUUCCAAUUAAAAUGCUUAUUGGCAAUCAUGUGUACAAUGGAAUGAGCCAGAGUUUGACCCACCUAACUAGUCAUUUUUUUGGUAUUUAUGAUGGGCAUGGAGGACAUCAGGUUGCUAACUAUUGUUGUGAGCGCCUUCAUUCAGCUUUGGCUGAAGAGCUUCAAACAAUUGAGGAUGACUUGACUGAUGGAAUAAUGGGAGAGACUCAGCAGGUAAAGUGGGAGAAAGCAUUCACUAGUUGCUUCCAGACUGUAGAUGAUGAGAUAGGAGGAAAAGUCAGCAGAGGCAUCAGCGGAAGUAACGAGGAUGCUUCCGUGCCCAGCUUUGAGCCUAUUGCCCCAGAAACUGUGGGGUCUACAGCUGUGGUUGCAUUAGUCUGCUCUUCCCAUAUUAUAGUUGCGAACUGCGGUGAUUCAAGAGCCAUUCUUUGUCGUGGCAAACAACCGGUACCAUUAUCAGUAGAUCAUAAACCAAACAGAGAAGAUGAAUAUGCAAGAAUUGAGGCAUCUGGAGGGAAGGUCAUACAGUGGAAUGGACAUCGUGUAUUUGGAGUUCUUGCAAUGUCAAGGUCCAUUGGGGAUAGAUAUUUGAAACCCUGGAUUAUUCCAGAUCCAGAAGUCAUGAUUGUCCCUAGAGCCAGAGACGAUGAGUUCCUCAUUUUGGCUAGUGAUGGAUUAUGGGAUGUCAUGACGAACGAGGAAGCUUGUGAAGUAGCUCGAAGGCGCAUAUUGCUGUGGCACAAAAAGAACGGGGUUACUCCUCUGGCAGAAAGAGGCACAGGAGUUGAUCCAGCAGCUCAGGAAGCAGCUUCUUAUCUUUCAACUCUUGCCCUCCAAAAAGGAAGCAGAGACAAUAUCUCUGUGGUUCUGGUCGACUUGAAAGCUCAAAGAAAGUUCAAGAGCAAAUCUUGAAUGAGGAAAGGUUUAGCUACAGCUAAUGGCCUCAGCUAUUUUCUUAUAUCUUAAGAUAUAUAAUUAUAUAGAUCAAUGGUAGUCUCGUUUUCCCCAUGGGCUGCGUGUGUGUACAAUUAUAGAAAUCUGUAUGUACCAUGUAAUACUGUAGCAACUGUUAUGCGAUGGCAUAUAUGCUUUCUGUGUACUUUGCAACAUUCUAGAUAUACAGUAAUGUGCAUCUUCGGUCAGUAAUGUACAUUCUAUGCAUUUUGCAUCUUUGUUUU